Eremomyces bilateralis CBS 781.70 is the source of this 1209-nucleotide messenger RNA. Its product is annotated as tubulin-tyrosine ligase. The transcript has 2 exons. Bases 1 to 1209 code for a protein of 402 amino acids. NCBI's taxonomy places the organism in Eukaryota, Fungi, Ascomycota, Dothideomycetes, Eremomycetales, Eremomycetaceae. The record is from RefSeq and is a predicted model, not a curated record. Gene Ontology annotation, cellular component: P-body. Gene Ontology annotation, biological process: protein modification process.
AUGACUUCAAUUCUGAGGGCUCCAACUCAAUCGACCGAGGAAAAUUCUCAAGAGCCCGGAAAUUCGCCACGGAUCCUAGAAGUCCGACAAUAUGAAUCGAUCGAGUUCGAACAUGCGCUGCAGCAUCCGAAAAACGUGCUGAUCAACGCGUAUGUCAUCCGCAAGGCGCUGAUCCGGAAACACUACCUCCUGCGCACGGUGGAGAACUGGCGGGUCAAGCAUCCGGACAGCGUGCUCGCGCGGCAUUUCAAGGCGGGGGUGGACUUCGAGGUGGACUUUGCAGAGUUUCUGGAUGAUGCGCUGGUCGAAGCGUAUGAGCUGCACGAGAGUUUCGCCAAAAAUGAGACCGCUCCGAGAGAGGAGAGGGAGUGGUGGAUCUUGAAGCCGGGGAUGAGCGAUCGGGGGCAGGGGAUCCGGCUGUUUAGUUCGAUGGAAGAGCUGCAGGAGAUUUUCGAGGAGUGGGAAGAGGAGGAGCCGUUGACGGACGAAGAGGAGGAGGAUAUCCGCAGUCAGGACGGCGAUGGGGAGAAGGCACUCGCAUAUGGCGACGGCAUCAUCACGUCGCAGCUGCGGCAUUUCAUCGCGCAACCAUACAUCCACCCGGCCCUCCUCUUCGCCUCCGAAGGGAACCGAAAGUUCCAUAUUCGCACCUACGUCCUCGCGGUGGGCGGGCUGAACGUGUACGUCUACCGCGACAUGCUGGCGCUCUUCGCUGCGGAGGAAUACCGAGCGCCGUGGGAUUCCACUGAUCUGCGAGGACAUCUGACCAACACGUGUCUACAAGAUUCGAGUGUGCAUGAGGGAAGCGUGCGGCGGUUCUGGGAUCUGGACGAGGUUUUGCCCAAUGCGACGGGCACGGGAGAGCCAGGGGAAUGGAAGGAGAAGGUGUUCGAGCAGAUCUGCGAACUCACCGCCGAGACGUUUGAGGCGGCGGCGAGAGGCAUGUCGAUACAUUUUCAGACACUACCGAAUGCGUUUGAGGUGUUUGGAUUGGACUUUAUGUUGGACGGCGAGGCGAACCCGUGGUUACUGGAGAUCAACGCGUUUCCGGAUUUCCGACAGACGGGGGAUGACUUGAUGGGAGUGGUUCAGGGGUUCUUCGACGACACGAUCGAUCUCGCCGUCAAGCCGUUCUUCGGGAUCGAGAAGAGCGUGGACGACGGACGGAACUCAAGACAUGUGCUCGACAUUGAUCUCGGUCGUCGGUGA